Anopheles funestus (African malaria mosquito) is the source of this 4648-nucleotide messenger RNA. It is a transcript of the gene Smox, whose product is annotated as mothers against decapentaplegic homolog 2. Gene Ontology annotation, molecular function: RNA polymerase II cis-regulatory region sequence-specific DNA binding; DNA-binding transcription factor activity, RNA polymerase II-specific; I-SMAD binding. Lineage: Eukaryota; Metazoa; Arthropoda; Insecta; Diptera; Culicidae. Gene Ontology annotation, cellular component: heteromeric SMAD protein complex. The coding region runs from base 1048 to 2595 and encodes 515 amino acids. The transcript is spliced from 8 exons. Gene Ontology annotation, biological process: regulation of transcription by RNA polymerase II; anatomical structure morphogenesis; cell differentiation. The record is from RefSeq and is a predicted model, not a curated record.
GAGCGGAGCUAAUGUUCCACCGUGUCCAUCACUAGCACCUUUCUUAGCCAUAUUUUCGCAAUUGUGGUUUCCCAGUAAAAAAAUCACCUAUUGUACCGAAUUUGCACGGAGCAGAAACUAUCGCUACGCGGCUAUGGUGAAAUAGUACGGGAAUGUUUAUCACCAUACAGUUCGCGGCUACAUACAGCAACGGAAAAGUGCAUCUUUCCAUGGGAAUAUAAGUGCUGAAAAGAAGUGCGCACCGUUUCAGGUGAUGUCGUGGUGCUACUUCCCCGUCUGACGUCGUACGUUUUUUUUUCUUACGCAGCCUGCUAAUCGUGGAGCGAAGACGGAAAGAAGAAAAAGUGGAACAGAAAAAUACUUGCACGGUACAGUUUCGCGCAGUACACGGGUCCCGGUCUGUCCGGGAAAAAUAUGUUCCAAACCAUCUGGUGGGGGGUGAGUGAAACGGACGACCAAGGGUGAAGUGCAAAGCAGUAUUGUUCCCACAGAAAUCGUGCGUGAAACUUGGGGGGAGAUGUGUGAUUAGAUGUUCGUUCCGGACACGGGUUACCAGUGCGCGAGAUCCGAAAAUCUAGCCAAAAAGAAGGUGCGUAGGAUCACGGGGUGCAAGCAAUAAACGGUGUGAGAAGAAAACACCCGGAUUGCGAAAGGAAGGUUUUCUGCACCUCCAAAAGUGCUGGCUGUCAAUUUUUGACUACACUCGUCAAGCAACACACAGAGUUCCUACUGCGUAUGAGGUUGAUUUUUUUUUUGGAUCCGCCUUGAUAUUGCACAUUGUCAGCAUGUUUUUUACAUACUAGAUCAAAUUUAACGCAAGCAACAGCCAACAAGUGCUGUGUGUUGUAGAAGAAACGGUGACAAAAAUCGAUCGAAGCGUCUAGUGGGCCGUGUGUGCAAUUUGCUCGUGAAUCGUUUCCUCUGUUUUAGUGUGAUGCCACUGGUUCCUUGAACCGCCCUCGAGUAUAAGUUACCGUUUUCCGGUGCACAAACCGGUGCCCUUCUUUCAAUUCCCGUGCCGCACUACAAGACCAAUCAGUGAAAACGAUGUUGCCCUUCACGCCACCGAUCGUGAAGCGGCUGCUCGGCUGGCGGAAGGUUCCGGCAGACGACGCUGCCGAAGGAAAAUGGGGCGAAAAGGCAGUCAAAAGUUUGGCAAAAAAGAUGAAGAAAACCGGCGCCCUAGAGGAACUAGAACGGGCCCUUACGAUACAGAGCUGUCACACAAAAUGUAUACCGAUACCAAGAAAUGGUUCAGCGAAUGGAGAAAAUGGAGUUGCGCUAAAAAAAGGUAUUCCUCACGUCAUAUAUUGUCGACUGUGGCGCUGGCCUGAUCUAAAGAGCCAGAUCGAGUUGAAAGCACUGGACGUAUGCGAGUACGCAUAUCAUCUAAAGAAAGACGAAGUGUGCAUUAAUCCAUAUCACUACACUCGUAUUGAAUCGCACUCGCAACACUCGCAGCAUCAGCAUCAACCGCAGCAACAUCAGCAACAGCAGCAGGCCCAGCAGCCGCUAACCAUACUGGUUCCGAAGAACCUAUCGAACCUUCAGGGAGAAAGCUCCGUUACCUACACCUUGGAUGAUCUUAGUAAUACCGUACCAGUCAACAUACAGUACAAUGCAUUAAAUGAUAACUAUGUAACCAGUCCUCAACCAUCGCAAGUAUCAGCCCGGCAGCUACACCAACAACUGCAGCAGCAACAGCAGCAGCAGCAACAACAGCAGCAGCAGCAACAGCAGCAACAGCAGCAACUUCAACAGCGACAGCAUCAUCUUUCGUCACCGUGCUACAUGGAGGCAACACUAGGCCAACAGAUACCGACCAAUACGACGAUUAUGGACUCGGUUAGCGUCAGUGUGGGCAACAUACCGAACACCGAAACGCCACCGCCCGGUUACAUGUCUGAAGACGGUGAUCCGCUCGAUCAGAAUGACAAUAUGACCGAAUUGUCCCGCAUGUCACCAUCGGAUAUGGACACCCAGCCCGUAAUGUAUCACGAGCCGGCCUUCUGGUGCUCGAUCAGCUACUACGAGCUAAACCUGCGCGUCGGCGAAACAUUUCAUGCCUCCCAACCUUCCAUCACCGUCGACGGGUUUACGGAUCCUUCCAAUUCGGAACGGUUUUGUCUUGGCCUGUUGUCGAACGUGAACAGGAACGAGGUAGUGGAGCAAACGCGCCGCCAUAUUGGCAAGGGCGUUCGGCUGUACUAUAUCGGCGGUGAAGUAUUUGCCGAAUGUUUAAGCGAUUCCAGCAUCUUCGUACAGAGCCCAAACUGUAAUCAACGGUACGGGUGGCAUCCGGCAACGGUGUGCAAAAUACCACCGGGGUGCAAUUUAAAAAUCUUUAACAAUCAGGAAUUUGCUACGCUACUGUCAGAUUCCGUAUCGGCGGGUUUUGAAGCCGUCUAUCAGCUGACACGGAUGUGUACAAUUCGUAUGUCGUUCGUCAAGGGAUGGGGCGCAGAAUAUCGUCGACAAACCGUUACCUCAACGCCGUGCUGGAUAGAGCUGCAUUUAAACGGUCCACUGCAAUGGCUUGACCGUGUCCUCACCCAGAUGGGCUCACCACGUUUGCCAUGUAGUUCUAUGUCCUAAACGAACCACCGCUUGUUGUGUCCUGUUUCCAGUGGUUCACGCAGCUGGUCAGUAGUGCACUGGGAACAUGCACACACACACACGCACAGUGCGUACGGAGUGGAUCGGCUAACUUUACUACCUCCACCGGACGAUUAUGUUUUGCUCCUGCACCUUUCCCUGCAGUACCUUCGACGCACCGAUCUUCUACGCCCAGUGAGGUGUAACAAAUUUUCCAAGAUGUUUUUGUUUUAAAUUUCCAUCGGUCGUUUUUAAAGCUCUUCGUAAAAAGAAUCGUGUAUAUAUUUGCUUUGAUUGAUUGUGUGUAUUGUGCGGCGGCAAAAAAAUCUUUUUUACUUUUCUUUAUUUUAUUAACUGCGGUCAUAGAAAGAAGCUUCUCGUACGAAGAACAUCUCGCCAGAGAAGUUUGAUACAAAGGAGAAGUACGUUUUGCUUUGUUCAUAUUGAGUGUUUGAAUGAACCCUUCGGUACUGAAGGUGUAGUAGAGCUUAAUAUCCCUCGACGGUAUGAUGAAGAAGCGGCGAAAGCUAAUCGUUUUAAGCCAAUAAUUUGUUCCUUAUCUUGAGAAAAGCAUCCAGUUGCAAUGACGAAUCACAGCGUGAAGGAAGGUAUCGCAUUAACCAAAACGUUACGAUACACUAAGAUGAGCAAGAUUUUAAAGUUUAAGUUUUUUUUUCCCCUUACAUUGGUUUGUUUCAUUACGUAUUUGCUUUUCGGACCCUAAUUCCUACAGGGCGCAUUACAUUACUUACUAAUGCCUGCAUGUCCUUUGACUUUGAGUCGCGAUAGUGUUAAUAACAUUUGAGAGAGAUGUAGUGUCAGGGUAUCAGGAAACAACAACAUAAUACGCCUAUUUGUUAUGCAAAGGAAUGGAAGGUACUGUUAACUGUGUGAUCCUGUGUCAUAGAUGAAAAUGCAAGAGAUAGAGAGAAAAACAGAGAGAGAGAUAGAGAGAGAGAGAGACAGAGAGAGAGAAAAAAAAAGAAAUGAUCGUGGCAUCUUUGUAUACGUGUGUUUGUGUGAAUGGAAAUGUGCAGGAAGCGCGGGUUGUUUUGUAACAAAAACUUCCUAUAAAUUUUUUUUUCUCGAUUAUUCUCCCUUGCGCAAGAUUCACUCGGGAAUGGUUCGUAAUGUGAACGUAUGUAGAGUAUAUAACAAAGAGCAAAAAAGCAAUGUACAACAGAGUGCAGAUUUAUUUUUGACACUACAAAUGUGAUGAUUCAGGAGAGACACACGCAACGAGACAUACAUUUCGGGAGAAGCAAAACAAUUAAAAAAAAAUUAUUCUACAGGAUCUCUGGAAGAGAAUAAAAAAACGAAAGACUAAAACAUUGCUACAAAUCGACACGGGCAUGUGGAUAAUACGUUGAAAGCAUAGUAAAUGUACAGGAACAGACAUAGUUCAGCAUAAACAUUGGGUUUGACUCGACCAGUAACCGAAGUCACUGGCAAUGGUUGGUUCGUAAAAUGAUUUCUUUCGUUAGUUUAUGUUUUGUUCUUAGAUCAGUGCAUAACUCAGAUAAGUUUAGUUGUUUACUUACGUUAAUGGUUGGAAAAAGGAAGGCAGAACCACAAGAACGAAAGAGUAACGCGAUUCAGGCAGUUCGCUGAAUGGCCAUGAAGUCAUGCAAUUGCAAGUGGAACAAUACGGUAGUGAGUGAUAAUUACGCAGUAGAUGCGCCUGGGGGGAUGAUUAGUUCUAAAGAAAAUUAUGUUGUGUGAGAUACAUAGACUUGAGUGCACCUUACGUAAACGAUUAAUCAAUGAUGAAUUCAUACCCGAACUGGUUUGUCGUCGUUGGAGAUUGAGAAUUAAACACCUUACUCUCUUCACCUUAUGUAGCAGAUAAAUCUGGGUUUGUUUUUUUUUCUCUCCCCUUGUUCUCCUCAUCUCACAGAGUGUUACAGAGUGUUACAGUGAUGUAUGUGUGACGAACCCGAAUGCUGUAACUCUAACAGCUGGAUUGUGAAACCAACCAAACUAUUAUUAGUAGCGAUUGUUAGGUUGCGCUUAUGGAAAACAAUAAAAUCUGAACAAAUAUGUGAAACAUAAA